CAGCAAUCUUAUGUAACCGGCUAACCGAAGGGGGCAGCGGAUAGAAGCCCGGUGGGGCGCCACCGCACAAACGCGUGACCUCGCAGCGAAACAGCGAAAAUUCCACACCCAUCGACCUUUGCUCGCAACCCCGACAAACGCCAUCGACAGAAUCCCUCCUUGUUGUAUCUGAAGGUCAGAUUUAAUCGCCAAGAUGGGUAAGGUUCACGGAUCGCUCGCUCGUGCCGGUAAGGUCAAGGCCGCCACCCCCAAGGUCGAGAAGCAGGAGAAGCCCAAGAGCCCCAAGGGCCGCGCCCGCAAGAGACUCAUCUACACUCGCCGUUUCGUCAACGUUACCCUGACCGGUGGCAAGCGCAAGGUAUGAAUGAACCAAACCGACCUGGCACAGAUUCAAUAUUCGACACAGCACGAAUAAGAGAGUCUGGAAUAGAGGUUCAGUACAGUACGGCUUACAUUUAUAUUUUUCUACUAUCUACAGAUGAACGCCAACCCCACCCAGUAAACGGCCAAAUCUUCGAUGAACAACCGCAAAACGACGAACGAUUCCCCGGGUUUCAUAUUGGCGUGAUGGGAAAUUGAGGGGC
Molecule: messenger RNA, 584 nt
Organism: Aspergillus neoniger CBS 115656
Lineage: Eukaryota; Fungi; Ascomycota; Eurotiomycetes; Eurotiales; Aspergillaceae
Product: 40S ribosomal protein eS30
Exons: 3
Coding region: 194-364 (56 amino acids)
Biological process (GO): translation
Cellular component (GO): ribosome; cytosolic small ribosomal subunit
Molecular function (GO): structural constituent of ribosome
Source: RefSeq, a predicted model, not a curated record